GUUGGGCGGGGGAAGCCCGCGCGCUGCCGCCUUCACUUCCUGGGCCGGGCUCGUUUAACAUGGCGGCGGGCCGCGGGGGCUGGCUGUGGCUCCGCGGCGGUGUCGCGGUGGCAGCGCUGCUCCUCGCCGCCGGGCUCGCCCGCGCCUCCGCCUCGGCGGGGGGCAGCGCCGGCGAGCCGCGGAGCCGCGUGCAGGUGCUGGGCGGCUCCAACUGGAGCCUGGUGCUGCAGGGCCAGUGGAUGGUGGAGUUCUAUGCUCCUUGGUGUCCAGCUUGUCAACAAAUUGAAUUGACGUGGGAGAGUUUUGCAAAGGAAAGUGAACAUCUAGAAAUCACUGUGGGAAAAGUGGAUGUCACUCAAGAACCAGGCUUGAGUGGUCGUUUCUUUGUCACAACACUUCCUACAAUUUACCAUGCGAAAGAUGGAGUAUUUCGCAGAUAUCGAGGCUCACGGACACUGGAGGAUCUUCAAGGUUAUGUUUCAGAGAGAAAAUGGGAAGCUGUGGAGCCUGUAGCAGGAUGGAAGUCUCCAUCUUCUAUGAUGAUGCAUGGCAUGGCAGGGCUCUUCCACUUGUCUGGGUGGAUCAGGCAAAUUCAUAGCUACCUUACUGGCACUCUUGGAAUUCAUGUGUGGAUUUCCUAUGCAGUCUUCGUUUUAGCAACCUUAUUGAUUGGUCUAAUCCUGGGUUUGAUACUGGUUUUGAUUUCAGACUGCCUUUGCCCAUCCAAGUCAAGAUACAGAGCUGAAACAUCUGAAGAAGUGAUUGAAAAGGAGAAUGUGGAGAAUGCAGCAUUAGAAGAACCGGAGGAGGAUGCAGAGCUUUCAGCAGAUGAUGCAGAAGAGACUGCAGAGGUAAAAGACCUCUCAGAUGGAGAAGAUGCAGCAAAUUCAAGUGCUGAUGACUUGGAAGAAGAUUUGGCACUUGCUAAAGAAUCAGAGGAAGAAGAAACAGAAGACUUAAGUGAACAACCUUUAGCUGAAUCAGAGAUUGAAAGCUCAGUAAGACAGCGUAGACGUCAGGUGGCGGAUAGUGGACUAUAGUUGUUUUGGUGGCGUAUUUUGUACUCUUGGACCAAAGAAGUAUCAGAACCUGGGUCUGAACUGAAGCUUACACUUGACUUGUCACUUGUGUUUACUCAGAACUUCUGCUCUGUCAGCAGGCUUUUUUUUUUUUUUUUUUUUUUUUUUUUUUGCUAAUACUUGCUCAUUGACUUCAUUUUAUAAGCACACAUGCUGUGUACGUAACUUUUGCCGUGACAAUCAAAAUGAGUAUAUUUUAUCUGUUUGAAGAUGUCUUAAGAAAAAGGAGAUGUAACCAACUAUCAGUCCAGUUGCUACGAAAUGGUCAUCUGUGCUUGUAUUCUUUUGUAGAUAUUGACCUAAACAAGACCAGGAUUUCUAACUCUAAGUAGUUUAGCAGGGCUGUGACUUUUCUGUCUGAAUGUUUAUUUUUUCCAAAUGCCACAGAAGCAUCAAACAUAUGAUACAGUAGUGAAAGAAGACACCUUACUAGUCUUCCAUUUAAAAAAAAAAAAAAAAAAAAAGUGCAUGUUGGUUUAUUUUUAUCACUUUCAACUGAAGCACCUUUGUUUUUUUCCUCCAGUGUUUGUUUUUUGAAAGUAUAUCAUAAGAGUGGGCUUUGUGCUCUGAUUAGUGUGGCUCCAAAAUUUUACGGCUUUUGGUAAUUCAGAAAGCAUUCAAAAAAAAUUUGGUAAAUUCAGCUUGUUAGCUGAUUUUUUUUCUCUAACCCCAAGGAGUUUGAAUCAUCGAAAACCUCAGGCCAAGAAACAGUGGCAGCUAGAUGCUUAAAAUAUGUUUGAACCUCACAAGUUUAAAGGAAAUAACUUUAGUGUGUGUGUAGGGGGGACUUUUGCCAAAGCAUGACCGUUCUUUUUCUUUAAGAGAUUGUAAUAAGAAGUACUCAUUUUGCAGCCAGUAAGUUGUGUAUUUCUUGCCAAUACAAGCUAGUCAUAUGCAGUGCAGUUCUGUUAUUUCGAGCUCAGAAUACUUUUGGCAGAAUUUGAACUGCUUUAAUAAUAUUAACUGAAAAGGCACUUAAGGUUUCACCUUUGUGUUUUUUCUACUUUCUGCCAUUAGAAUCAGCCCAUUAGGAAAUGGGAGGGAUAGGGGUAGUAAGAGGGGAGAAGCUUUUGGUUAGGGUACUUUUAUUUACUUAAGCAUAUAUCUGAACUGCAUAAAGUGAGAAUAGCUUGUCAGAUAGCCAGCAGUAGGCAUGGUUAAAGGUGAUGUCAUUAAAGAUACCAGUAUUUCCCUCCAGGUCAUUAAAGAUACCAGUAUUUUCCUCCUUUGGUUGAAUUGGUUAAUAUUAAAGGCUUGUUGUUGUUGUGUAUAACCACAUCCCUUUAAGGUAAAGAAUACCUACAGUGAAAUCCUGUAUGUUACCACUUUGUCAAUGUAUGUUCAUAUGAAUAAGAUGUCUUAAUGGUGAUUUUUAUAUUGCAUAACGUUGCUAGUAAGCAUGAACUUCAUCUUGUUCUCCAAGAAUAAAGAGUAAUCAGAGAUGAAAUCAUAUUUUUUUUAUUAGAAGAGACAAGUUACAAGUGCAAAAAAACCAGUUUCCUUCCUGACUAAUAGGGCCAUUUUAUCUUGGAAAUUGUUUUAAUGCUCAUAAAGAGUUUAUUUACUAGGGGAAACUUGCAUUUUUGUGUCUGUGUCCUGUUACAUAUUGUAUCUUGGAACUAUAUGGUACAAACUUUGCAUUUGUCAGUUACAGCUGCAUAAAGAAAAAAAAAUUACACUGCAUAUAUGUUGAAUAUGAAUAUGCUCUAAGGAGUGUUCUCAGUCCUGAAGUUUAAUUUCAUUCUGGAGUAAUGGAGAUUUGUAACUAUGCUUUUACAAUUGUGAAAGGGUACAGUUGAUUAUAUAUGCACAUUGCAAUAUAAUGAAAACAGACUGUUAUCUGGAUGUAGUCCCCUGUAAGUGAGCAAUUCUGGAAGCUUAUGGACAGUGGGACUCUGCAGCAGUUGAGGUAUGCAGCAGGUGGGUUGUUUUUUUUUCUUUAAAAAAGGAAAACUAAGCAUGUAUUUGCAAAAAUUCAAGAGAACAUGGCUACUAUACACUGGAGGGGAACAUUGUGCACACCUUGGAGUAUAGUUUUGUUGUUUUGGUGAUGUAUUUGCUUUUUUCAUUGUUUCAUAAAAUUCUGAAAGGAAAACAAGACUUAAGCUACAUGAGACAUGCAGGGGCCAGACGUGUAUCUUCAGUUACUUGCACUCAUGUAGGAUAAAAGCUGACAUAUCCCCUUAGUCAUGGAUCUAAAACUACCAGGUUCUGAUAAGUGUGGAGGACUGUAUCCAGCACAGAUUGAUGGCAGUGAUAACUUUGGUUGUAUGCCGAAGAGGAUAUUUUAUACUGCGUGGGGUCUUGUGAUACUCCAGAAAAGUGUGCUGAAUGAUUAGCAAUAUUCCGUUUUGAUUCAAUUUAUUGCCACUUUUCUAACAGCAGGAAGCCAGUCCUCUAAAACCUCUCCAGCUGUUUAAAGAGGUUUUUAAAAGGUAAAGAACAUCCUUAUACCUCACAGUGCUUUAUACAUUCACAUUAUGUUAUACAUUAAUAUUAUAUGCUGUUGGGAAUAUGAAACGUUUAAAAAGUCAAGUUGCCUGUGUUUGGAGCUCAGGAUCAGGCAUCUGGGCUUUUUGAAUGUUUAAACAAAGGUGUUCUUGUAAGAGUUGGAUUUCAUGACAGUGUCUUUGAAUUAAAAAUAGUUAGCCAAUGGCACUUCUUGUUGUGGAAGAUGCAGGUUUUUUUGUGAGGUGCUGCGAGAAGGAUUAGAAGAUGCUAUGUGUGAUGACUCUUUGGAGUCUCUGCUCACAGCUCCUCGUCGUUUUCUUGAAUGUCACUAUUAAAUUUGGAUUAUUUAAAACAAAAAUAUUAAGCAUUUCCCAUUGUAAUAGAGCUAACUUUGUAUCUGAUGUACAGAUUACAAAAACAUGUAGUAAAUGGCAGUAGUUCACCUCUUCAUAGAUCUUUUGAAUCUCACAGUGAGCAAUACUAGUCUCCUAAGGUUUCUCAAACAAUGUAAUAUAUAUGUCAUUGCUCCUGUAUUUUCAUGAAUAAAAUAGGGAAUAUUAAUGUCAACUUGGGUUUGACUGAUCUCAUGUAUUGGGAGUAUCUAACUACAGAAUUCACUAAAUUGUGCUUAAGGCUUUAGAAGAGUUAAGUGCUGUGCAAUCACUAAUAUCUUCAACUGCAGUUUAAUAUUGAUAGGAAGAAUAUUGUAGCAAAACACUGGAGAUGCUCAACUUUGGAGAAUAUUUUUGUCUGGCUUUAGUAGUUAAAUGUUCUAAAGGCUAAAUUUCUCUUUAGCAAAAAGACCACUGCCUGUGCCAUAAGAGUGAGAGUCAGCGUGUUCUCCAGAAUCAGUUGCCUCUCCCCCCCCCCCCAAGCACCUCUUAAAUGAGUCAUAUGAGUAUAGGUGAUUAAUUAGGUGAUCUAAUUAGGUGAACACAACAAUAUUAAAUUUGGUGUUUCCAAAAAUGUCAGUAUCUACCUUUUGUGCAAUCUGAGUGAUCUGUCUGUCCCUGUCCUCUGUUACGAUUCACUUUCAAAAGUGGAACUUGCUCUUGCAAUCUCAGUUUUGAAAAAAUGUCCUUGGAAAAGCUGCUGCUGGCACAGUUCAGAAUGUUUUGAUUAAGUGUAGGGCUGUUAACUGUAAGGCUUGUAAACUAGAACUAUAUGUCAAAAAUGACUAAAGGUUUUUGAGAACCACUUUAAAUUUAAAAUAGGAUGCAUACCACUUUGAAAAUCAGCCUCUGAUAGAUCUGAAUAUGAAUGCUGAAGUCAUUCAAAAAAAAUCCAAUGUGUGGCUUUUUAAAGAGGGCAUAAAUACAGCCUUUGAAUCUCCUAUUCUCAAGGUAUGAGUCUUGGAAUACUCUGUGUAGGCUAGACCCAUGCUGGGCAACACUUGUUAUAUGGGCUGUCUUCACUGAAAUGUUAUACAGGAUUGUCUUUUUAUAUUAAAGUAUUGCAAAUUUAUACUAUGGGUAUUUGUACUGGAAUUCCAUAUAAACUUUGUAUUGAUGAA
Messenger RNA from Dromaius novaehollandiae (emu), 5043 nucleotides. RefSeq names its product thioredoxin related transmembrane protein 4 (gene TMX4). The transcript has 8 exons. Gene Ontology annotation, molecular function: disulfide oxidoreductase activity. Gene Ontology annotation, cellular component: endomembrane system. The record is from RefSeq and is a predicted model, not a curated record. Lineage: Eukaryota; Metazoa; Chordata; Aves; Casuariiformes; Dromaiidae. The coding region runs from base 60 to 1040 and encodes 326 amino acids.